Besnoitia besnoiti is the source of this 1671-nucleotide messenger RNA. Its product is annotated as CCT chaperonin gamma subunit. The record is from RefSeq and is a predicted model, not a curated record. NCBI's taxonomy places the organism in Eukaryota, Apicomplexa, Conoidasida, Eucoccidiorida, Sarcocystidae. Bases 1 to 1671 code for a protein of 556 amino acids. Gene Ontology annotation, cellular component: chaperonin-containing T-complex. The transcript has 9 exons. Gene Ontology annotation, biological process: protein folding. Gene Ontology annotation, molecular function: ATP-dependent protein folding chaperone; ATP hydrolysis activity; ATP binding.
AUGAUUCGACCGCAGGGCCCUGUCCUUGUUCUCAAGCAGAACACCAAGAGAGAACAAGGCAGGAAAGCGCAGUUGGCAAACAUUCAAGCCAGCAAGGCGAUUGCAGACAUUGUCCGGACGACCUUGGGCCCGUCCUCGAUGCUUAAGAUGCUUUUGGAUCCCCUGGGUGGGAUCGUCCUCACCAACGAUGGCAACGCUAUCCUCCGCGAGGUCGACGUGCUGCACCCGGCCGCGAAGACGAUGAUUGAGUUGUCGCGGACGCAAGACGAGGAAGUCGGCGACGGCAGCACGAGUGUGGUAGUGUUGGCUGGCGAGGUGCUGGCUGGCGCGGUCGACUUGCUGGAGAAGCAGCAGCUGCAUCCCUCGGUCAUUUCCCACGGCUACAUGUUGGCCCUGGACGACACACUCAAGUUCAUGCGGGAGAUCGCCGUCGAUGUCGACGUGAACGACAACGCGAAGCUGCGCGAAGUCGUGGACGCCUGCCUGAACACCAAGUUCUCUUCGCGCUGGGAGGGACGCAUCAGCGAGAUGGCUAUCCAGGCCGUUCGCAGCGUCGAGAUCAAGCUUCCCAACGGCAAGAAGGAGAUCGACAUCAAGCGCUACGCGAAAGUCGAAAAAAUCCCUGGGGGAGACCUCGAGGAGUCGCGCGUCCUCGACGGAGUCUUGGUCAACAAGGACGUCACGCACGCGAAAAUGAGACGCUACAUCGCCAACCCCAAGGUGUUGCUGUUGGACUGUCCGCUUGAGUACAAGAAGGGCGAGUCGCAGACGUACGUGGAAAUCACGAAGGAGGACGAGUGGGCGAAGCUGCUGGAGCAGGAAGAGAAGGAAGUGCGCGCGAUGUGCGACGACAUCAUCGCGAGUGGCUGCAACUUGGUUAUCACCGAGAAAGGCGUGAGCGACUUGGCGCAGCACUUCCUGGUGAAGGCCGGCAUCAGCUGCAUCCGCCGCGUGCGCAAAACUGACAACAAUCGCAUUGCCCGCGUGACCGGCGCCACCAUUGUCAACCGCACCGAGGAGAUCACCAAGGAAGACGUCGGCACCAAGUGUGGACUCUUCGAGAUCAAAAAGAUUGGCGAUGAGUACUUCAUGUUCCUGACGAAGUGCGAGGAGAAGGGAGCUUGCACGAUUUUGCUCCGCGGAGGCAGCAAGGACGUCCUCAACGAAGUCGAGAGAAAUUUGCAAGACGCAAUGAACGUCGCCAGGAACAUCAUGCUGGAGGGCAAGCUGCUGCCUGGUGGCGGCGCUGUGGAGAUGGCCGUCUCCGCCCGCCUGCUCGCCAACGCGAAGAAUGUCGAGUCCGUGCGACAGUACCCGUACAAGGCCGUCGCGACCGCGCUGGAAGUCAUCCCGCGGACUCUCGCGCAGAACUGCGGCACGAAUGUUGUCAAAGUCAUGACGGAGCUGCGCGCCAAGCACGCGACGUGCGCGGCCGACAGCGUCCACUGGGGCGUCGACGGCGAGACUGGCGCAAUCGUUGACAUGGCCAAGGAGCAGGUUUGGGACAGCUUGGCAGUGAAGCAGCAGAUCGUGAAGACUGCCAUCGAGGCCGCGGCAAUGCUUCUGCGUAUCGACGACGUUCUCUCGGGUGUGAGGAAGGAAGGCCAAGGAGGCACCUGCGACAACAUGGACGCCGACCCCGAGACGUUCGGUGACUCUCGCGACGGAUGA